GGACAAACCAUAUAAAAUGUGUAACACUUGUAAGAAAAUACUCCUGAAGAACAAUGACUUCUCCAAUGAUUAAAAUUUUGAUAGCUAUGUUACUUGCGACCUUAUCGUUUCAAGCAUCAGGACAAUUCAUGGAAUGGUGUAUAGCUGAUGAGCAGACUCCAGAUGAUGAGCUGCAGAGGGCAAUGGAUUGGGCUUGUCAUGUGGGAGGAGCAGAUUGCAGCAAGAUACAAGUGAACCAGCCCUGUCACCUUCCAAAUACUGUGAAGGACCAUGCCUCCUAUGUCUUCAACAAUUACUAUCAGAAGUUCAAGAACAAAGGAGGAUCUUGCUAUUUCAACUCUGCUGCAAUAACCAGUGAUCUUGACCCAAGUCAUGGACAAUUUAUGGAAUGGUGCAUAGCUGAUGAACAGACCCCAGAUGAUGUGCUGCUGAGGGCAAUGGAUUGGGCUUGCCAUGUGGGAGGAGUAGAUUGCAGCAAGAUACAAGUGAAUCAGCCCUGUUUCCUUCCAAAUACAGUGAAGGAUCAUGCCUCCUAUGUCUUCAACGAUUACUAUCAGAAGUACAAGCACAAAGGAGGAUCUUGCUAUUUCAACUCUGCUGCAAUAACCAGUGAUCUUGACCCAAGCCAUGAUUCUUGCAAGUUUGAGUUUAUCCCUUGAAUGAAGUUUGGAGUAAUAUAUUUUCGCAAAGUGAAGACAAUAAUGAAGUCCAUGAAAUGUUCUGUCUGUGUAUCUUAUAUUGUUGUAAAAUG
Messenger RNA from Trifolium pratense (red clover), 751 nucleotides. RefSeq names its product glucan endo-1,3-beta-glucosidase 13-like. NCBI's taxonomy places the organism in Eukaryota, Viridiplantae, Streptophyta, Magnoliopsida, Fabales, Fabaceae. Bases 54 to 659 code for a protein of 201 amino acids. The transcript is spliced from 5 exons. The record is from RefSeq and is a predicted model, not a curated record.